This is a messenger RNA of Ilyonectria robusta, 1930 nucleotides long. RefSeq lists its product as uncharacterized. The record is from RefSeq and is a predicted model, not a curated record. Bases 137 to 1930 code for a protein of 597 amino acids. Lineage: Eukaryota; Fungi; Ascomycota; Sordariomycetes; Hypocreales; Nectriaceae. The transcript is spliced from 2 exons.
AUCGUCCCACCGCGGGCUAAGAGAGCAGUGUGCAACCCUUGGCCGACCCAACGGAAGGAUCCUAAGACAAACCCGGGAGUGUCUUCUGAGAGUAUCAUUUCUAUCCACGGCCUCUUCGACGCUGCGUGUUAGCACAAUGACCCAACCUGCCGGCGAGCCCGUCGGCGACAUGAAAUGGCUUGUCCUGAGGCUCCCCGUUCCCCCAAACACCAUCGCACGGCUCGGCACCGUCCUGUCGGAACCUGAGAACCUCGAGAGCUUCCUCAACAGGAAGGAGAUCCCCGAAAUUGACCCAGAUGACCGGCAAGACAUGUCCAACAUUGUGAAACUCCAUCUCGGGACAGAGCUGAAGAAGAAGGACAGCGCCCUGGCGAGUGCCGUGUCCAAGUUUCCCACCUUCGUUGGCGCCGGCAUUUCGGCGGACGCACACCGCGAGCACACCUGCAGCACGACGGUCGAUGCCCUGCACGUGAAGGCUGAGGUCCUCCUGCGGGCCGACAAAGAGUAUAUGCCCACGGCCCUCAAGAGCCAGGGCGUGCUCGACUAUCUGCGCGGGUGCUACUUCCGCAAGCCGCUCUACAUGGUCGUCGGCGUGGCGACAGCAGGCCGAUAUACUCGCACAGAGACCCAGGAAAGAAGCAGCGGGGCCGGUACGUCUGGCAACGUCAAUGUGCCGGAUAUCGCUGAGGGCGAGGCCAGACUCAGGCACGAGACGGGGGCCCGCGCCAACACGGAGCUCGAGGUCGAAGACGAAUGCGUGUUUGCCUACCGCAUUAGGCAGUUUUCCUACGUGAAGUUCCUGGGGCUCCACGAUCAAGGGGACAGGACGCAAAAGGCCAUGUUCGACCCGGGGCAGAGCGGGCCGGCCGCGCGGAAGGACGAGGUGGAGUUGGCGAAGUUUGAUAGGCAGAAGCCGCAAGAUUUUCAUUCUUCAACUGAGAUGCGCACGUCAUCAAUUUUCGAGAACCAAGCGGAGGCCAUCGUCAACAUGUUUGAGUCGCGUCAGCCCUCCGCGGCGGAGACCGUCUCCUCGUUCUCUCAAUCUCAGCCAACAGCUUCUUCUAGGGCGACUCGCGUCGAACUCAUUCUCACACCUCCUACGCCAAUAGACGGUCACGUUACCGCCAGACAUUACGAUGAAGACACCAAUAAAGAGGUCAUUCAACUCGACAACAUAGUCGAAGAAAAGGAGGUCUACUACGGCAACGAGAUUUCCGACGAGAAACAAGUUUAUCAUGAGGGCUCGAAAGAGGCUGUCUACAUCGCCCAGGCAGGGAAUGUUAAACCCCAACACUUCGAUGGGGACGAGAAAGAGGUGUAUCAUCCACAAAUCGUUUACGAUGGAGCUGAAAAGGAGGUGGCACCGUCACAGUACUGGUCUGCGCAGUCCAGGCACGAUAUGACGGAAAAGCAGGUCUUUGGUUCCGACAAGACAGACGCCCACUAUGACAACCCAAAUCAGCGUCACGACCAUCAGCAAGAGCCAGCGAUAUCAGAGCAUUCAACGGAAACUCAGGACAGUGAAGAAACCUCUAAGGUUCAAACCCGUCUCAACAGCAUGAGCAAAGCCGUCGAUCAACGCGCAAAGGCUUUGUCAAAAUUCGCCACGAAAUCAAACACCCGUCUCCGCGAGGAAUAUGCCCGAAUCGGACAGACCAUCACGGAUCGCAGCGUUGCUGUUGAGCAGGGAGCUACUGGACGAUUGAAACGUCUCGAGCAAGGCUUCAGCAAACGGUUGAAUCGGAUGGAGGAAGGGACUACCAAGCGCCUCAAUCGUUUGGAGGAUGGGUUUAAUAACCGCGUCAUUCGUGCUGGGCAGAGCGUUGAUGGUCAAGUUGCCUUUCUCAAACAGAAUGUGAAUUGCGUCAAGAAAAUUGGCUCUAAAACGCAAAAAGACAACAGUACAAGUGAGGAGAAGAAAGUUGAUUAG